GUCUCUCUGUAUGCCCAGAGAUUUAUUUUUGUUACUAUUUUAGUGCUUUCUCGUCCACCGAGUCGCACACAUGUGGGUCCCACACCGAACCCUUUAAAAUCCAGAGCCCUAGCGCGAAAUCCGCUGUUGGUCUUUCCUCUCCCUUCCGCUUUCGUCCUUUCCCAAUUCACACCAUCCAUUCAACUCUUUCUAACUCCAACUAGAAAACUAAGCGUUCAGAAGUUUUCUGGAAUCUUGUUGCAGGUUAAGAUUGAUGUGGAAACGGUUUGAAAUCAACAAAUGCUUAUUUUGCUAUUGUUUUCUCACUCCACAUGGUUCCAGAAAUUUCAAUAUUUUGUUGGUAGAGAAGUAGACUGACUGAGAGACUUCUGUAUUCUGGGAAUUCGAUAUUCAAUGGAGAAAAUUGAUCUCAAUCUUGUGGAUAGCCCACCUAAAACUCCUGCUCCAAUGGGCUACGAUGAAGCAAACAAAACCUAUAUUAUAGAGAAUGAAUUGCCAAUGACUUUACAAGAUUCUUUCCAUCAUAUUGGGACCACACAUGGAAAUACAAAUAUGAGAUUUGAUCAAAGGCCCUUCUUGUAUAGGCCACGACCAAUUUAUCCACUUUCUCUCGGCAUGGACAAUACAUGUCAACCUUAUGGUCUCGGUGUCAACGAUUGUAAUGUCAUGAGUGGGGCUGCCCUACUCAAUAGUUUAAAUAGUCCACAGUUUGACAGAAGCUCCAUAGGUGUUGGCAGCAGCACUGCAGCAGAAUUGCGAACAAAUAGUCAAGUUGGAACAGCAUUUGCUACUGGAAUUGUGCCCAAUGCUCACCACUUCAAUCAUGUUCAUAGGCCACAGCUCUCUAGAAAUGUUAGUUUUGAAGGUAAUCCACCUUUUUUAUACCAGUCACCUGAUUGUGGGUACUCAAUGGUUGGUGGUAAUGGCACGAGUGUGGUUCGAUCUGAUAAAGCACCAGUUGUACAUCAUUCACAUGACCAUGGGGAGUCAUUUAUUUGUGACAAUGUCAUGACCAAUUGUGCUCAACUUGAUAACCUUUAUGUUGAUGAUGGCAUAGCCGCAGAGUUUCGGACAAAUAGUCAGAUUGCAAUGGCAAGUUGUGCUAACCUCAACUCCAAUGCAAGUCAUGGACCACAUAUCCAUAAGAAUUUCUUAACCGUUGGAGGUAACAGACCAGUUUUAGAUAAAGGGCACAAUCAUAGGUACUCUGCGACUGGUAACAAUUUCAUGACUAGGGGAGGUCAAUCAGAUAACCUUUUCCCAGAGAAGAUUGAUGGCACUUUCUUAAGUAUUAAACCUGGUGGUAGCACUGGAUUUCAACCCAAUGACCAAGCUGGAGGUAUUUCUUUCAAUAUUGCUAGGAAUGUUGCCACCCAGCCAGAUAUCUUUCGCAGGGCACAGCCUGAUGAUAAACUUUUGAGUCUGAGCCACAAUGGGGGCAAUGAUUCCUGGUCCGCCAACAACAGCUGUGUUUUCAAUGCUGACGCCAAUUCAAGCCCAUUCAAUAUCUUCCAAACACCAUCAAGUAUCAUGCAACAUAAUUUUCCUCCACAUUAUAGCAGGAACUUAAAACCUGGAGAAAGUGCACAUGCAAGAUGUACAAUCACAGAUCCUUAUGGAGGAUUUCAUGGUUAUUCUGCCAUCACAUCUAGACCCACUAGCAGCACCCAAGCUGGGUUGCCUAAUGUGGACCAUUCCCUGCUGUCUAGGGUAGCACCGAUUUCUGGUACUUCAGUGAGGACCAAUGGGUUAGGUUUGAUGCAACGACAUCAAGGAUAUGGGAAUUCUGUAGAGGGCUGCUCAAGUGAAUCCACAGAUCAUCGUCUUGUUGGGGAUCAAAGAUACAUGACUGGGAAAUAUCAAUCAGGGAAGCCAAUGACCACUAAUAAGGUUAGCAUUAGUAAAGCUGCUAAUGCUUUUCAUCGUCUAGCUGAUAUGGGGAGAAUGCAACCAGCCAAUAUAGGACAGCCACUUACUGCUGAUAAGGGUAUUGUUGCUGAAGGUGGUAAUGGAAUUUCUGGUCUAGCUGAUAAGAGGACACAGAUACAACCAGACAAUAGAGGCAGCUCUAGCCUUUCUUACCAAGGAAAACCAGGCUCAUCUCAAGGCAGUCGCCUUGCCCAGUCUGCUAAAGAUGUUGGAGUAGCUGUUACCCAUGUUAAAUCAAUUGCUGAAGAAAGGAGUGUGCUAGCUCAGACUUCUAAGAGUGUCCCUAGAUUACCUGCUAAGAGGGGUAGGAUCCAACUCUCUACAGCUGCUCAUCAGCUUUUGCAUCGAAAGAGCAAACCUGGACCUUUCAUUGGUCCAUCUGCUCUAUCUUCGGAUCAUAUUACACCAGUCUACCAUAUCAGAAGGAAAGAUCCUGUUGAACCCUAUCAUUCAGUUGCAGAGAAAUGCGCAAUAUGCAAGCGUGAUCUAAUUUUCUCACCAACAGGUCCCCUAGCUGUGCCUUCUGUUUGUCCAGCGGUCGCGGUUCUGCCAUGUGGUCACACUUUUCAUGAUGAGUGUGUGCAGCGCAUCACUCCGAAGGAGCAGGCUGAAGAACCACCAUGCAUUCCUUGUGCCAUUGGAGGCGAUGGUUAAAACUCUUCUCCUGUUUCAUUCUUGCAGCUCCGUUUCAUUUUGUUUCAUAUUUUUGGUUUUGCAAACUCUUCGGCAUUCGAUACUAGGAAGAACCAAAAGGAGAUGAAAUACUUCUAUACGACAUACAACAAGUGUAAAUAUAGAGUUUGAAUGAGAAUGGUAGUCCGGUCUUUUUUGACGUUGUCGUACAUAAUUGUAAAUCCUGAUGCUUCAAGUCUCUUAUUAAUUGCAAAUAGAUUUUGGUCA
This is a messenger RNA of Macadamia integrifolia, 2829 nucleotides long. RefSeq lists its product as uncharacterized. The record is from RefSeq and is a predicted model, not a curated record. Lineage: Eukaryota; Viridiplantae; Streptophyta; Magnoliopsida; Proteales; Proteaceae. Bases 394 to 2583 code for a protein of 729 amino acids. The transcript has 7 exons.